This is a messenger RNA of Capra hircus (goat), 6260 nucleotides long. It is a transcript of the gene MARVELD2, whose product is annotated as MARVEL domain containing 2. Lineage: Eukaryota; Metazoa; Chordata; Mammalia; Artiodactyla; Bovidae. Gene Ontology annotation, biological process: bicellular tight junction assembly. The transcript has 6 exons. The coding region runs from base 858 to 2537 and encodes 559 amino acids. The record is from RefSeq and is a predicted model, not a curated record. Gene Ontology annotation, cellular component: cytoplasmic vesicle; bicellular tight junction; apical plasma membrane.
CGCUUGAGCUCAGUAGUUGCGGCUCACAGGGUUAAAGCUUUGGCUGCGAUAGUUGUGGUCCCCAGGCUUAGUAGCCCCGAGGCAGAUGGAAUCUUCACAGACCCCUGCACUGACAUGCAAAUCCUUAAUCACUGGACCACCAGACAAGUCUUCUGAGAUACUUUAUGAGUCUUUCCAUGGCUGCAGCAAAUCAUCUUUAAAUGAUUGCUCUGGAAAGAGUGAUGUCCAUGGGCAUUGCUAUGGCUCUGAGAAGUCAAUUUUCUAGUGUCGAGCAUUAUCCCGUUAGAGUGGAAGAAGCGACUCCCAAAACAUGACUUCCCAAGUUAGGGAGGAAAGGAGCUGUCCGUCCAUGUGUUUACCAGACUGAUGCUCGUGGGCUGUUCCAAAACAGACUUGAGUUAAUGAAAGUGAAGAGUAUUUGUUGACCCAUCAAAUUUUGGUACGCUCAAACUCUUAAAUAUGUUUAUUUAGAUAUUUGAGGAAAGGACUCUGCUUGAAAUGUGUUAGCAUCCUGCAUUAAAAUUUAGUCUCAUUUUUGUUUUUUUACAUUUUGUUGUUUAUAGGGCUCAUAGGUAAAUUUGACUUAUAAAUGUUGUAAUCUCUAAGGUUUAAGAUUUUAAUUGUCCUUAAAAUCUCAUAGAAUGAUUCUGUAUCCCUGGCUAACGUAAUUGUUACACAUCUUUAAAAUGUACGUAUUUGCUUUGUCAUUUACUAUAUCAUAAUGAUUAGGUAUGAUCAUAUUGGUUUCCUGAAUAUGAUCAUUUGAUAAUAAGUGACUAAAACCAGCAUUGUUGAAGGGAUACAUAGCUAAGCAUAAGAGAUAACUUUAAUCCUGACCCCAGGUGUGAACAUCACAAAUGUCGUCCAGUGACAGAAGAUCCAGGAAUCGGGACAGACACUAUGAUGAAGUCCCAAGGGACUCAGACUAUCCAGAUGGCACCGUAAGAACCUUCCAGACUCUUCGAGACAGUGAGCUGGCCGUGAGCGCUGAUCCACUGCCACCACCCCCUCUCCCAUUACAGCCGCCCUUCGGCCCAGAAUUCUACUCAAGUGACACAGAGGAACCGGCCGUUGCGCCGGAUCUCAAGCCUGUAAGACGCUUUGUCCCAGAGUCCUGGAAGAACUUCUUCAGAGGGAAGAAAAAGGACCCAGAGUGGGAUAAGCCGGUAUCAGACAUCAGAUACAUCUCCGAUGGAGUGGAGUGUUCACCUCCAGCCUCACCCACAAGAUCAAACCAUCGUUCACCCCCAAACUCCUGCCAAGAUCCUCACGGCAGGUCUGAAGGCAGCUGGCAUUCCCAGAAAGAGACUGAGGCCAUGUUUCCUCACGAUCCCUGUGGAUCCCUAGGCCGACACACACACACAGCCCGCACCUACAGCGAGAAGGUAGAGGAGUAUCACCUUAGGUAUUCCUACAUGAAGUCGUGGGCAGGCCUGCUGCGGAUCCUGGGGACGGCCGAGCUGCUGCUGGGGGCCGGCGUUUUGGCUUGCGUCACAGCGUACAUUCACAAGGACAGCGAGUGGUAUAACAUGUUUGGAUAUUCACAGCCCUACGGCAUAGGAGGCAUGGGUGGCCUGGGCAGUACCUAUGGGGGCUAUUACUACAGUGGCCCCAAAACUGCUUUUGUCCUUGUGGUCGGUGGCUUGGCCUGGGUGGCCACCAUCAUCAUCCUGGUGCUUGGCAUGUCCAUGUAUUAUCGGACCAUCCUCUUGGACUCAAAUUGGUGGCCCCUCACUGAAUUUGGAAUCAAUGUCUGCUUGUUCAUUUUGUACAUGGCCGCAGCCAUAGUCUACGUGAAUGAUACCAACCGAGGGGGACUCUGCUACUAUCCGUUGUUUAACACGCCAAUGAACGCAGGAUUCUGCCGGGUGGAAGGAGGGCAGAUAGCAGCCAUGGUCUUCCUCUUUGUCACCAUGAUUGUUUAUCUCCUUGGUGCUUUGGUUUGCCUAAAGUUGUGGAGGCACGAGGCGGCUCGGAGACACAGGGAAUACGUUGAGCAACAGGAGAUAAGUGAGCCAUCAUUGGCAUCGAAAAGGAAAAUGUGUGACAUGGCCACCAGUUGCGAGAGACAGAGAGACCAAGAAGUUAAUUUUAAAGAACCGAGAGCAACAAAAAUGAAACCUGAGCUUCUGAGUGGACCUAUUCCCCCGGGCCACAUCCCGAAGCCGAUCGUGAUGCCAGACUACGUGGCGAAAUACCCUAUGAUUCAGACAGGUGAUGAGCGAGAACGCUAUAAAGCUGUGUUCCAGGACCAGUUUGCAGAGUACAAAGAGCUCUCCGCAGAAGUUCAGGCCGUCCUGAGGAAGUUUGAUGAGCUGGAUGCCGUGAUGAGCAGAUUGCCGCGUCGUUCAGAAAACCAGCAGGAACAUGAGAGAAUUUCAAGAAUCCACCAAGAGUUUAAGAGAAAAAAGAAUGACCCUACAUUUCUAGAAAAAAAAGAACGCUGUGAUUAUCUGAAGAAUAAACUUUCUCACAUAAAGCAAAGGAUUCAAGAAUAUGAUAAAGUAAUGAAUUGGGAUGUACAGGAUUAUUCUUAAAACUUAUUUGAAACCACUUUUUUAUAUCAUGCUUAAUAUUUAUUUACUGUCUUUUUUAUGCUGAUGUCUGUGAUAGAGAAGCAAAUGCCUCAUGAAUAGGCUUCUGGUUGGUUUAGCUGGUGUGUCACGUUAAGACAGUUUGCAAUGCAUUUCAGACAUUUCAAAACAAAUUCAAAUUUACUAAGGGCCUUUACUGAGAGUGGAAGAAAUCCUGGAUUCAUCUGUGUGCAAGUGAUAUUUACGCUGUUAAAACUGAUUCAGAUAUUGUGUCCUUGUGGUGUGACGAUCGAGUGAAGCCAUCAGUGCUGGUGCUGCCCUUUCCUUUUUCACUUAGGCCGGUUCCUGGGACUUUUUAGGACAAAUGUCUCAUCCUAGCCAAAGCUGUCAUUUCUUCCCUUGAAAGGGGUUUGAAUCCGAGAUCAGCAUUUUCAAGCCUUAUGACUGUGGGCACGUUGUUUAACCUGCCCGUGUCCAUUUCCUCGUCUGUACAAUGGGGCAAAUUAUAGUACCUACCUCACAGGGUUGUUAUGAGGAUUAAAUGAGUUACUGUUUGUGAGCACUUAGAGCACACUGCAAGCACUGCACCAGUAUUUGUGAAAUACAGACGUUUUUGUGAAGUGAGUAAUCUACCCAGAAUAAGUCUCAAAGAAAGGACCUUAAUGAACAAGUCCAGCCAGCUAACCCAAGGCCAUGGCCUGUUAAUAACUCUUACACAUGUUGCCUUAAAUAGAUGCUUCCCUGUGGUCCUGUGCACACUGGGGUCCAAAGCAACCUUCUUACCUUUCUUUAAUCAGCAUCACUGUGUACACACCUUCAUGUUCCCACAGCCUAGCCAUUCCUCUAAACCUCAAAUAGAAAGACUGAGCAUAUACUGUUUCUUUUUCUGUCCUGUUUAGACAUCCAUCCUAAGGCCCUGUGAUGCUACAUCUUACUUAGAAUCUCCCUUCGCUUUAUUGGAAUGCUUCAUCAUCCCAAGAAUUAGCUUGACUUUAAGGCUUUAUUCAUGAGAAAUGUUUUAUUUUUGUUAAUGUGAACAAGAGACUGCCUUAACAAAAUGUUUUUUUUUUUUUUAAUCAUUGUUUUUGGAUCCUAUUCAGCAGCAUCUAUCUUGUAAUUUCCCAGGUGUAGAAGUACAAGUCACUAAGUCAUGCCUGACUCUCUUGACCCCAUGGACUGUAGCCCACCAGGCUGUUCUGUCCAUGGAAUUCUCCAGGCAAGAAUACUGGAAUGGGUUGCCAUUUUCUUCUCCUGGUGAGAAAGAAGUAAGGAAGUAAGAAGUAGUAAGACAUAAAACCAAUGCUUUGGAAAGAUAAAAUUAAGGAGCAGCAAAAAUGUUUAGAAAAAAGGAGACCAGGUGGGAGAAUGCAGCAAGUCAGAAAUACAAUGUUUGCUUCAUAUAGCUGCCAUUCAAAUAAUUAAUACUUGAGGGAUUUUCUAAGGGGAUAAAACCAAAGAAAAGCAUGUGAAAAAACAAGUUGGUUACCGAAUAAGCUUUCUAGUUCUUCUUUGUCGGUGACAUCUCAUUUAGUGUAUAUUAUUAAUAUUUUCAGUCCUCAGUUCUCAGACAAUGCUUAGGGUGCUACGAGUCUUAAGAGGUGAUACUGAGGGAAGUGUGAGGCCCCCUCUGCAACCCUCCUCAUGAACUAGAACAGCUUCACUUUCUGUGUUAUGUACUGGGGUCCCAUGUUAACAUUUCAUGUAAGAAAAACACCUAUGCUUAAAAAAAAAAAGAUGAAAUAAUACCACUUUGAUAAACUAUAAAGAGAUUAAUACUGAAAUGAAGUGUCAAGGAAGUUUAACUUUGUGAAACUAUAUUUUACUAUAAUUAUAAAUGUUAAUCUUUGAAAACCCAUGUUGUAAUGUUGAUUUUUGCAGUUUUUAUGUAAAUACGUAGGUUUAUUAAAAUUUCAGUUACCUGUUGUUUUGUGUGUGCCCUUUAUUGUUUACUUUGCUAGCAUUCCUGAGUUGACUGGGCAUGUUCUUGAAAAUAUUUUCCAUUAUCAGAAAAUAAACUGGAAAGUCAUUGAAAGCUUGUAGGUCGUAAUGCUCAGGUGACCAUUUACUCCUCCCCCACUACUUGCAGGAAUUCAAAGUCAAGGCCGCUGUUGGUUUCUUUAGGCUGCCUGCCUUAACCAAGUACCACAAGCUUAAAACCACAGAAGUGUGUUGUCUCACAGUUCUGCAGGCUAGAAGUUGCAAUCAGGGUGUCAGCAUGACCAAGCUCCCUUGAAGCGCGUAGGGGAAUCCUUCCAGCUUCGGAUGCUUUUGGCUGGCUGUCUUUGACCCUCCUUGACUUGUGUACAUAUCCCCUCAAUCCUGUCUUCACACGGCCGUCAUAUUGGAUCAGGGACCCACACUCUCUAGUCGCCUCAUCUUAACUAAUUAUACCUGCAAAGACCCUGUGUCCAAAUACUGUCACAUUCUGAGGUCCCAGAGAUUAGGACAUCAACCUAUCCUUUUUGGAGGGGACACAGUUCAACACAUAACAGCCACCUUGAGCAAGCUGUGAGAUUCAGAAAAAGAGUUCCCUAUAUAUUUCUUAUUUUAGCUGACUUUUGACAUGUAUUCUAUUUUGAAACAGUAUGAGAGCGUAUCAGUAUAUCUAAAAUUUGGAAGGAGAAAAGUAUAUAUCCUUCACUCAUUCUUUUGCCAGUUAUAUGCCAAGUGCCUUCACCAGCCAGAUGUUCUAGUACUGAAGAUUUGGUAGUCAGUAAAACAGGAGGACCCUGUCUUAACAGGAGAUACGAAUGAGAAGACAAAGGGAUGGUGAUGAAGUAUGCAUUUUUCUUAUGUGCGUUUCUCGAAAUGGUCUGCAUAGCCUGAUACUGCGAUGCCCCACUGUUUAAAAGAUAGAUAAUAUAGGGAAAAAAUAUAGUUUUUUCUGACUCAUAUUUUUUUUAAUUAAAAAAUUUGAAAGGAAAAAAAAACUAAUAGAUACAAAAGCUUAGAAAAUGGAAGUCCUACUACGCUGUUGGGAAUAUAUUCUUCUAGUCUUUUGAUAAUACAUAUAAUCAUUUUAAGUCAUCUCCUUUAAUACCAUAACUCUGUGUUUAAAGAAGUGAAUCUGGGAGGCUGCACCAGCGUGUGGUAAAGCAGCUCUCCUAGCUAGAGAAGAUAUGCUGAGGCAGAAGGAAGGCAAGAAGAGCCCAGCAGAAGGGGAAGGCGCACUUCGAGCUGGCAGCCACCAAGGCUCCGUUAUUUCCUGUGUGAUCACGAUGAAGGAACCUGGACAUGAGCCUCCUUACCUGUGAUGGGAUAAUAUUACUACCUGAUGAUACUGCUAUCAGAAUUAAUGAAAUACUGUUUGUAAAAUUUCAAGAAGAUGCUUCUUCAAUUAGUGGUGGCUAGAUACUCAAACUAUACUUUUCAUGGUGUUAGAUAAUAAGCUGUCUGUUUUAAAGAUAGAAUAUCAAAAAUGACUAUUUAAUAAUAAUGAUAAAAGGUGUUUUCAGGAAGUAUAGGUAAUGUGUUAACUGUAGAAAAUUUAGAAAAUGAUGAUAAGCUUAUGCACUUCCUCCCAAGCUCACACAAAUAAAAAUGCCCAUAAUGUUGACCCCUAAAGAUAGUCACUGUUUACAUUUGAGGUCAUAUCCUUCCAUUCUCAUCUUACACAAGUGUAUGUAUAAGCAUGUAAAGAAAGAAUUGUGGUAUUUACAAAACAAGUUUAUUACAAAUAGCGUGCUGUGUUUUGCAUUUUACUUAAUAAAACGUAAUUUUUCUGAA